Anopheles funestus (African malaria mosquito) is the source of this 2450-nucleotide messenger RNA. RefSeq names its product nucleobindin-2 (gene NUCB1). Gene Ontology annotation, cellular component: extracellular exosome; endoplasmic reticulum-Golgi intermediate compartment. Gene Ontology annotation, molecular function: calcium ion binding. NCBI's taxonomy places the organism in Eukaryota, Metazoa, Arthropoda, Insecta, Diptera, Culicidae. The coding region runs from base 199 to 1980 and encodes 593 amino acids. The transcript has 5 exons. The record is from RefSeq and is a predicted model, not a curated record.
UGAAAAUCCUCACCCUACCUUAUCACCUAACCACCUUGGUGCAAUGCCACGAAGAAACCCUCUGACAGCUACAAAACAUGACGUCUGAAAACAAUCACAAUUGACUUUCCGUUUGCGCUGCAAAGGUAUAGUGCCAUUAAAAUCACAGUUUUAUUUCCUUUACGACGGAAGCCGGAAGUGAAAUAAGCUUCCAACACAAUGAAUGGAAAUGGCAGACUAGUUGUGCUGCUGUUAGUUGCAGGAUUGGUGCAAACCAUUCUGGGACUUCCGGUUGUGACGCAAAAACCGAAAGCAGCAGAAAAGGAAGAAAAGCACGACGAUAGCAACGUGGAACGUAUGGAGAACAUUAUUGAGUACAAUAAGUAUCUGCAAGAGGUUGUUAGUGUGCUCGAAAGUGAUCCUGUUUUUGCGGAUAAACUGCAAAAGGCAGCGGAAUCCGAUAUCCGGUCCGGUGUGAUAGCUCAAGAGCUCGAGUACGUCGGUCAUCAUGUGCGAUCGCGUUUGGACGAGCUGAAGCGUGUGGAGCUGCAGCGAUUGAAGGAACUGGCGACGAAACAGUUCGAACUGACGAACGAAAUCGAUCGUGAUCAUCUAAAAAUUAGCGAGCAUGUGGACCACUCUAAUCCGCACACGUUCGAAAUAGACGAUUUGAAGAAGCUAAUUCUGAAGACUUCGCAGGAUCUGAUGGAGAACGAUCGCCGCCGGCGGGAGGAAUUUAAACAAUACGAGCUGCAAAAAGAAUUCGAAAAGCAGGAAAAGCUCCGCAACCUCGACGAAGAACACCGAAAAACUUACGAGGAGGAUCUCAAGCGCCAGCAGGCCAAACAUGAUAAUCAUGAAAAAAUACACCAUCCGGGCAACAAGGCGCAACUGGAGGAGGUGUGGGAAAAGCAGGACCACAUGGACGGACAAGAUUUCGAUCCGAAAACGUUCUUCAUGCUGCACGAUUUGGACGGUAACAAUAUGUGGGAUGAGAACGAGGUGAAGGUUUUGUUCAUAAAUGAGCUGAACAAAAUGUAUCAAGCCGGAGCGCCUGAAGAUGACAUGAAGGAACGGGCGGAGGAAAUGGAGCGUAUGCGGGAACACGUGUUUAAGGAGGCAGAUACGAACAAGGACGGGCUGAUAAGCUUCGAAGAGUUCAUUGAACAGACGAAACGAGACGAGUUUCAGAAGGAUCCGGGAUGGGACACGGUCGACCAUGAACCACAGUUUACGCACGAAGAGUACGUGGAGUUCGAGCGACGUCGUCAGGAAGAGAUUCAGCGACUGAUUGCGGAGGGUAAACUUCCGCCUCAUCCCAAUAUGCCCCAAGGAUAUCAUCCGGGAGAUAAUGGUCAAUAUCAAGUGCAUCCCAAUGCUAUUCCUCAGCAACAAGUCCCACACUACCAACAGCAACAACAGAUGCAACAACAACAGUACCAUCAGCAACAACAGCAACAUUACCAACAACAACAGCAGCAUCAUCAGGGACCUCCACCACCGGCAUAUAAUAAUCAUGGACAACAGAUAAAUGCCCAUCCAAAUCAAAUCUAUGAUAAUGUACACCCGCACCAGAAUCAGCCUAAUCCCUCAUACACUGGCCAACAGUCCACCGUAUACACGGGUCAGCAAGGAGCGCCUCAUUAUCAAGGUCAACCUUCCCCUGCACAGCAGCAACACCACCAACAACAGCAACAACAGCAACAACAAGGUCAAUACGUACAACAGCAGCAAAUUCAGUCGAAUCAAAUCCCACAAAAUCCCCAAUAUCAGCAACAGCAGACUAACAAUAAUGCUCAGCCAACACAUCAACAGGCUCCUCCUGCUCCACAGCAACAUGUACCACAGCCAGCAGUACAACAGCAACAGCAGCCAGCUCAGAAGCAACCCGUCGGAAACGGUGCAUCGCCACCGCAACAAUCACAACAGCAGCAGCAACAACCACCACCAGCAGCUCCAGCAGCUCCGGCGCAACCAUCUGUAGUACAGGGGAAACAUUAGAAUAAGCAUUCCGCCGGGAUGUUGAAGACGCCAAAUCAAGCCAAACAAAAGUGGAGCGCGGAAAUUAAUCAGCAAUGACGAAGCUUCCACGCAAAACCCACAAACACCCACACAGAGAGAUAAAUUUUGCGAAGCAAAUGAAACAAAUAUAGAUAGGCACAAGGGGGUUAUAUGAAACGUUGAGGUAUUAAAAACAGCAUAACAAAUAACAAGAGCUGAUUCCAUAAAAAAGAAAAUCUUUCUUCUCAGAACGGUAAAAGAUGUUUGCAUUAAAACGUGAAACACUAACAUUACCACUACAUUUAUCAGCAGACUAAUCAGCAAUUAUCUUGAAUAAUACUUUGUGAUGAAAUUACUGUAGAAGGUAGAAAAACUUGUACCGUUUAAUGUUCUUUUUUACUCUUUUUUGUCGUAUGAAAUAGUCUAGCAAAAAAUCGAAAAUGAAUAAAAAAAAUCAAUUGCCAAUUAAA